This is a messenger RNA of Trichoderma virens Gv29-8, 1161 nucleotides long. RefSeq lists its product as uncharacterized. NCBI's taxonomy places the organism in Eukaryota, Fungi, Ascomycota, Sordariomycetes, Hypocreales, Hypocreaceae. The transcript has 3 exons. Gene Ontology annotation, molecular function: transmembrane transporter activity. Bases 1 to 1161 code for a protein of 386 amino acids. The record is from RefSeq and is a predicted model, not a curated record. Gene Ontology annotation, biological process: transmembrane transport. Gene Ontology annotation, cellular component: fungal-type vacuole membrane.
AUGGCCUCCAUCGAAGCGCCGGCCACGGCCGAUGCCAAUCCUGUAGAACUCCCGCCGGACGGUGGCCUCUGGGCGUGGCUUCAGAUUGUAGCCGGACAUCUUAUUGUCUUCAACACCUGGGGCUACAUCAUUAGCUUCGGCAUCUUCCAGCCAUACUACAUGCAGAUGCUCAACCUUGAGGCCUCAGCCGUAUCCUGGAUCGGCAGCAUCCAGACUUUCCUCUUGUUUCUCAUUGGCACCUUCUCUGGACGUGCCUUUGACGCUGGAUACUACAGGACUUUCCUGAUAGUGGGAUUUCUCAUGCAGCUGGUGGGCAUCUUCACGACGAGUGUGUCGACCACAUACUGGCAGCUCUUUCUUGCGCAAGGACUUUGCCAGGGCUUGGGCUGCGGACUUGUCUUUGCGCCGACGAUUGCCAACAUGUCGACGUACUUUUCCAAGAAGAGGGUACUGGCCUUGUCAGCGGCGGCUUGCGGUGGUGGAACUGGAGGCGUCAUCUUCCCCUUGAUUGCGCAGCAGCUGAUUCCCAAGAUUGGAUUUCGCUGGACGGUACGAGUCAUGGGGUUCGUGGUUCUGGCUAGCAGCAUCAUCAUCGUUUCGCUCGUGAGGACGAGGCUGCCGGCGCGAAAGGCUGGUCCCCUGGUCGACUGGUCUGCUUUCAAAGAGUUGACAUAUGUUCUGUUUGCCAUCAGCAUGUUCAUCACGCUUUGGGCAACGUAUUUUGCAUACUACUAUGCACGCGCGUAUUCAAUAGAUCAACUUGGCGGAUCGCAAUCGACGUCUUUCAAUAUGCUCAUGAUUAUCAACGCCAUUGGCAUUCCAGGACGACUUGUACCAGCUUUCCUGGCCGACCGAUACUUUGGAGCCGUCAACGUGUUCAUCCCCACGAUCCUGUCCGCUGCCGUCUGCAUAUUUGCUUGGGCCGGGGUCGGUUCCAUCACCGGAGACUAUGUCUGGGUCCGUUGCAGCACUUACUGGGCCACCGCUGGCUGGAAAGCUGGUUGUGGUGGCCAAUGGAAGCUAUAUCGGAGCACAGAUCUGGGGAGGAGUUUGUCUCGUCGUUGGGGCAAUGUUUCUAAUAGCCGCGAGGUGGGCGAGCCAACGGGAGAUUGCGAAGAGCAAGGAGCUAUCGAUGAUAUCUCAAGAAUAAAAGCAACGUGA